UUUUGUUUUGUUUUAAUUUAAGGUAUGGAAAAAUUUCCCCAGACGAGGCGACACUGCGUCUAAUUUUUCCAUCUAAGCAAACGUCAAUGUCAAAUUUUCAAAUUUAUAACCUUAAAAUCAACAACAACAAAACUGCCAAAACCAUUAUCUAGUUCUAAGUACAUUUUUAAUAUUAUUAAAACUUAAUGGAAUGGAUUCGUUCUACGAUGGCCCUAGACGUGCCCCCCCACUAAUGUCAACUGGAAUGCUUAAUGCCGAACCAGUUGUACCAGAAAUAUCAGUACUAGUAUCGACAAAUGCGCCCAGAAACACUUUUACUCCUUACACACAAUGGAAGAGCCAACAGACCCAAAGGAAUUUUUUACCAACAAACAAAGAAAACUUCGGUUAUCUGACAAACUCUCAGCAAAACAAUUCAAUUUUGAAAAAGCAAGUCAGAUUCGAAAGUCCUAAAGAGCAAACAAAAGUGUCUGAAAACAGUAGAGUGACCCCAGAAUCAAAAGGUGUUAAAUCAAAUGAAAAUAUCCCUUCUUUUGUGAAAGGCAGCUAUUUGGCUAAUUUGCCUAAUAAGAAACUGGACUUGAGUGUGAUCGAUUUGACUAAGAGCACACCCCCUUCAGUGAAAAAAACUGAAAGUAGACCUAGAAAUUAUAAAGAAUUUCUGGAGCAACAAGAGGUAGACACCAUAUUACCACAAAAUGUUAUUGAAGAUGAUUCUAUAACAGAUAUUUUCAAUUAUAAACCGAAAUCUCAAACUAAUGAAGCCAAACCUGAGGCAACUCAUGUAGAGCGGAAUAUUGACAAAAAGGUUGUGUAUAAACCUAACAAAUACAGGGAGAGAAUUGAAGUAGAAUCACCUUUGCCCAAAGAAACCACAAAAACCUGCAAUUGCUCCCAAAAAACCACCUCGGAGGAUGAUUUCAGUGCUAAAGAUCUUCUAAAAAUAAUCGCCCAACAAAGUCAGCAAAUUGCUCAACAAAACGCCCAACUGUUGGUCCUGCAACAGCAGAUUUCCGAGCUGGUUCUCAUGCAAAAAAACCAGCAAUUGGCCCAACAGAAUAUCUGCUGCAGCCGAGAGAGAUAUUGUUGUCCCAAAGAGGAUGAUUAUUGUAGAGAUAGAAGGUGCGACUGUUACAGGAGAAUGGGAAAAAUGAGAUGUGUCACAAGUACUCGACACGAAGAGAAGGAACAAGAGGGAGUAUGUGUGGAUCAGAUGAAUAAAAAGCAUUUGCCAAAUUUCUCUAUUGGGAUGACUACUAGUUUUGAGGUAGCAUUUAGGAAUAAAUCUGCACAAAGUCAAGUACAUCAAAACAAAACACCUUUUGUAAAUGAAAAACCUACUGUGGAAAUUGAAGAAAUAACUGAAACUGACCAUCAAAAUAAAAGUGAAAUACAGCCAUUCAGCCAGCCUAAAAAUACCAUCGGGAAUAAGGAAACCCUUGUAGAUACUUCGAUGGUAUUUAAGGAACCAAUAAGGGUUAGGGAACAGUGUCCCAGUCCAGAACCGAGUAUAAGGAUUAACAUGAAUGACUUUGAAGAGUCAGAUCCGGAGGAUUCGUCUGAAGUGGAAGCCAGUUUUUAUAGAAACCUUAUGAGCCAAGUGAAUAAAAUACUUAAAAAGGCCCAAAUCGAGACAUCCGAAGAAGUGAUGAGCAACUUGGGGGAACCAAAUUUAAAUAACAGAACCAUGCAUAAAAUUAAGGAGGCCACUCUAAAGCAGUUGAGGAAAAUUGGGGUUAAUCUGCCUCAAAUGGAAGAUAGUAGUAGAGAGAGUGAUAGUGAAAUGACAAAUGAACAAUCAUAUGAUCAAGAAGACAUUAGUUUUGCAGUUAAACAAUUACUGAUGAAAUAUUUACCUGCGGAACAUUUGGUGAGGGCCUCCUCAAAUCCGUCAAUGACACCAGAAAGGGUUUUAACACCGAAAAGUAAAACCGGGGAGAUUAAGACUAGACCAGAGUUUUCUUUUGCCACAGUACAAUAUAUGAAGAAGUAUAAUUUGAUUACCAAUAGUAAGAAAGAAUUUAACUUACCGUCCAAGGAAAAACAUGGACAUUCUCCAAAAAUCCUGGACAUAUCCAAGUUAAAACAGCAACCCAAACUGUUGUAGCAGGAAAUUUAGUAAUAAGUGACAAUGAGUAAUUUUUAUAUUUUUGCAAUAAAUAUGUAAUAUAAAUAAACACAUUUCAUCAG
Molecule: messenger RNA, 2190 nt
Organism: Anthonomus grandis grandis
Lineage: Eukaryota; Metazoa; Arthropoda; Insecta; Coleoptera; Curculionidae
Exons: 7
Coding region: 191-2107 (638 amino acids)
Source: RefSeq, a predicted model, not a curated record